AUGCCUUCAAAGAUUCUCAAUUAUAUCCCAUCACGGGCAAAAUCCUCUUGUAACGUCGAAAUUGACAUUCAUGGACACUACGAGUCCAAAGUCUAUACUACGGGAUCCACGGUCCAGGGUUUCAUUCGACUCGCAUCCCCGAACAAAACUCCGUUUCAGUCCAUCCAAGUCAAUUUCAGAGGCACAGCUUCAACUCGCCAAGCAUUUCAGUAUGGGACGCCCUUGACAACACAUACAUUUAUGAACAUCGCUAUACCGAUUUCAGAAGACUUGCUUUCCGCUGGUCAUGUCCUCCAAGCUGGAGAAUCGCACAACAUUCCAUUCAUAUUCGAGAUCCCCAGCGAUCUUUCCUCCAAUGCUUGCAGUCAUCAAAACACAGCAGUGAGGGAACGACAUUUACUUCCACCACCGAGCAUCGGGUCAUGGAUAAAAAGCGAUCUCACGGAUGGCUCGACAUAUGUCGAUUAUUCCAUUCGAGCGCGACUUGUGCUCGUAAACGAUGGCUGUGCGGAUGAAAAGUUUGUCGAACAGAACAUUUCUCUCAAAGUCAUUCCUCUGUUUCCUGAACAACCGCCCAUCAACAUUUCUUCCUUCAACUCGCAAUACUGUUUGUCUCAGACAAAGACGAUAAGACGGAACUUGGUCGGCACCAAAGAAGGAAUUCUAAGGGUUUCAACUACGCAGCCUAGACCAAUGACCCUGAACCUGGAUGACCUUCAGGCAUCAGACUCUCAACUAGCGAUCGAUCUUGAAUACAUCUCAUUGUCGCAAAAACGCACGCCACCGGAUAUUCGCAUCAAAUCAGCAGUAAUUGAGACUGUUACAAGCUUCUCGCUGGGCCGCGUUGGUUAUCUACCCGAUCACGAUGACACAAUGCCAAGCACUAUGUCUGGGGUAGCUCCAUGGGUAGCUUCACACCCUCUAGUUCUACAAGGAGUGAGAGAAGUGAAUUGGGAGAAAGUCGCGGAUACCAGUCCUAUGGCAGAACCAGAGAGAAGAGCUUCAGAGCCAAUUGAAGUUGUUCCAGACUGUGCUAGAACGAUGACACCACCAAGCACAACUCGGAGUUCCAUUGAUAAGGACUACAGUCAAUCGGAUGCUCUUAUCUACAAAGCUACUAUGACACAGCCUUUCAUGCUCCCGACCGAGAAAUUGCUAUUCCUUCCCACGUUCCAUUCGUGUAUGGUUAGCAGAACCUACCGGAUUCGCAUAACUUUAGCUACGAAGGCGCAUGGCGCAACGGUUUCUCUUGUUGUACCAUUCCAGAUAACUAGCGAAGGACGUACCACCCCCUACGAUCCUAUACUGUCUGUCUGCUAUGAUAGUGAUUCCGUGACUCGCGAAUCACCUCCUCCAUACAGUAGAUGA
Messenger RNA from Fusarium pseudograminearum CS3096, 1368 nucleotides. RefSeq lists its product as uncharacterized. The coding region runs from base 1 to 1368 and encodes 455 amino acids. The transcript is spliced from 2 exons. The record is from RefSeq and is a predicted model, not a curated record. NCBI's taxonomy places the organism in Eukaryota, Fungi, Ascomycota, Sordariomycetes, Hypocreales, Nectriaceae.